AUGUCAGACGCUGAGGUUCCGCCAAUUCCCCAUGUGGCGGCCAAUAUGACUCCACUUGGAGUUGUAUUGCAACGCUACGCUGUACACAGCUAUAAACAGCUUAGCGAAUAUCUUAAAACACUGGAAAAUACAACCCAACCUGAUAGUGUCAAGAAACGCAACUUCCUCGACAUUCUGGUGAGUAUUCGAGAGAACUUUGUGAGAUUGUACGUGUUGAGCAAAUGGGCUCGGAAUUCGCAAAGCGUUGAAAAGUUGAUCGACCUUUUUGUGUGGCUUCGAGAACAGAACCAAAGCAUCACAAAUGCCCUGAUGCAAAUCGGAGGGAUCAAACAAUCGCUGGUUUCUGCAAAGCUCCCGAAUCCGGACCUCGAGACCGCGCUCGAGGUUCUCAUUAAGGGAAGACCACAACUUCCAACUCACAACUAUGGACCACAGAAAAAGAUUGAUCCCAAGCUGAUACUUCAUACGCUAAAGACGCUCGACGUCGAGCUUUCUGCCAAGAUGGCCCUUGAAGACAAUCUUCCCAAACCUUUUUACAGCUACGAAAUUAAGGAUGGCCGGGUCAAGUUCCGCAUUCCUAAUUUGUUUCAAUGCUGUGUUUCAAUAGCUAAUACCUAUGACCAAUCGGGGUUUUUCCUAGUUGAUUUCAAACUAGAGUUCCAAUCUAAGGACAAUAAGUUAAUCCCACAGGUAACAGCCCUUCCAUAUAUGACGUUCGCACACUUAGAGAAAGUGGCCAACAUCGAACUGAGCAAAAACGGUCUCACUGGAUUGUACAAUAUUUUCCAUAAUUAUGCCAUUACCUGCAAACUGUACUACCUUCAUCGUCAGCUAAUUCGCCUGCGCAUGGGCAUGUGGAAGGGACAUCUAACCCAUACAUACAAUGCGGAAAAAUGCUUUGUUGUUGUCACGUAUUGGGUGAAAAGACGGUCUGUGAAGUCUACAAUAGAGAUUGGAAAACUCAAGAAUAAUCUACUAGGAUUCCGUUGGAUCCGUGAAGGCCGUCUGUGCACAGACCAUGAUUUUACACUUGAGAAUGAAGAUGGAUCAAUCACUAUCGAGCACCUAAUUAGAGACAUCAUCCAAAAACACAUUGAACUGCACAUUAAAGAAGUGCAACAGGAAGUUUCUGAUAAAAUCGAAAUGGCUGACAAAUUUGUGUCGCUGCACAAAGAUUCCCAACUACUGCUGACUUUGAGCUCCAUGAAGUCAGCUGUGUAUGGAAUUGACGCUCUUUCUGGAGAUGGCUUCUUCCAAAAUCCUACCCCUAUAAUGGCAAGAGUCGCGGCUCAAAUUAAUGCAGACACGCGCGAGACCGCACUCAAGCUGCUUGUGCUACGUUUGGAAACGCAGCUAAGCGAGCUCGGGUCAAUGUUAAUGGCUACUGGCUGGAUUGGCGUGGAUGUUGUCAGGCUCUCCACCGCAGAAUAUACAAAACUCAAUAUCGACUAUGAUCAUUUGAAAGAUCGCACUUUUGCAGAACAGCUAUUUGCCCUCAAGUUUUAUCGCCGCAAGAAAUGGCCAAGCGGUUGGUUCCUCACUGUUGGGGUUUCGGGAUAUUCGUCCAAGGUUCAGUGGUGGUGUUCCAGAAUCAAGUCGUCUGCAGGUCAGUGGUCGAUUUCUUGGUGUGAAUCAAUAACCCUUGGGGGCGCGGAAAGCGAAUACAGCUAUCCAUCGUUUGUCACACUCGCAAAGAAAACCACGUCCAUGCUGCUCUGCAACCUGGUUGUCAAAGAACUGGAAAAUCAAGGAUGCAAGCUCAAGACCGUAGACAAAAGUGACGAGAAGGUUAGACAGUUUACGAAGCAAAACUUUGGGCUUGAUUUGGACUCCAUGCAAAAGGGAGACAGCGCUACAGUGAUUUUGGACAACAAGUCUUUAUUCAAUAUUCCGAACUGCCGCGACUCCCUGGUGCUCACUAUGAAUAUCAAAAACAGCGAGCUGGAAAUUAUGAUUUUUGGCAAGCUGCAAAGUGAGCUCAAAUUGUCGUCUAUUUCUUUCAACGAUGAGAAGAAUAAUUCAAUAGAGCUGAACCCAGACACUUCUAUAUUCAAGAUUCACUCACAAAUCAACUUGCUGGAGAAACUAAACUACGAAUCCACAGCUAGCUUUUUCAACCCUUUGGCAACAACGGACAUUUCCAUCAUGAGUGACUCGCUUCUAGUGCUCAACAAAUUCUUUAGUUUGUUAUCGCUCUUGCAUAUAAUCAGCCAUGACGAGUCGCUCAAAGUGAUUGACAUUUCCCUCACAAAAGUCUCUUUCCAAUAUGGAUCUAAUUCUGAAGAAAUGAUCACGCUAAUUCUAUUGAACGAAACGCAAGACUCGAUCUCCAUCGAGCUUCCAAAAGAUAAUCCGCAUAGACUCUGCUCUAAAUACUUGAACGACAUGGUUAGUGAGUUUGAUUUCCAAAAGAUCAAACUACUGGUCAGAUAUCUCAAACUGACCUUACCAUUUUACAAGCUCCUUGUGAAAUUGUCGAUGGACAGCGAAGAGUUCUACAGACACUUUUUGGAACAGAACAGCAACUCUCAGCAACUUAGGAUGACUCCCGAGAGCGGCUUCGAAUUGAACAUGUUUGAUUUCGAGAUGUUCAAAAUCACAUACUACAAAUAUCUAGAACGCAAGUCGGAGAAAAAAGUCAAGACUGACAGAGUUUGUUUUGCUCUGACGAUACAACUGCGCCACAGAACGGACAAGCUGUCCCUGGACAAGUCACUAUUUGUCAUCAGCAUUGAGCCUCUUCAGUUUGACCAAUAUGAUGACACUGCUAAGAAGUGGCUUCAGGACACAACCAACAAGAUAUAUGCCACGUUGAAAGGCGACGAGCCUUUGCCUGCCUCUGGUCAAGUGGUGUAUUUGCGUCGUGCCAUAGCCUGUGACUAUUUGUCUGUGGAAAAUAUUGUUCUUCAGUUGCACAGAAAGAUCAUCACGCUUUGUAGCUCGAAAUAG
Ogataea parapolymorpha DL-1 is the source of this 2949-nucleotide messenger RNA. Its product is annotated as Mediator of RNA polymerase II transcription subunit 14. Gene Ontology annotation, biological process: regulation of transcription by RNA polymerase II. NCBI's taxonomy places the organism in Eukaryota, Fungi, Ascomycota, Pichiomycetes, Pichiales, Pichiaceae. Gene Ontology annotation, molecular function: transcription coregulator activity. Bases 1 to 2949 code for a protein of 982 amino acids. The transcript has a single exon. Gene Ontology annotation, cellular component: mediator complex; core mediator complex. The record is from RefSeq and is a predicted model, not a curated record.